Pyricularia pennisetigena is the source of this 798-nucleotide messenger RNA. RefSeq lists its product as uncharacterized. The record is from RefSeq and is a predicted model, not a curated record. The transcript has 2 exons. The coding region runs from base 1 to 798 and encodes 265 amino acids. Gene Ontology annotation, cellular component: proteasome core complex. NCBI's taxonomy places the organism in Eukaryota, Fungi, Ascomycota, Sordariomycetes, Magnaporthales, Pyriculariaceae.
AUGGCGGCCAUGUUCAGCCAAAACCCCGUCAUGAACGGACCCAACUACGCUUUCUCAGAUACCCCCAGAGUCAACGCUCCCGAUGGCGCCCGGCAACAUGGUUUCAACCCAUACACCGACAACGGCGGCUCCACCCUCGCCAUUGCAGGCGACGACUUUGCCAUUAUGGCCGGUGAUACGAGAAUGGCAUCAGGAUACAGCAUAAACACCCGCUUCUACCCCAAGGUGUUUAAGAUCGGCGGCACGACGGCCGACAAUUCGGACGCGACGCUUGUGCUUUCGGUGGUCGGCUUCGCCGCCGACGGCGAGGCCCUCAAGGAGCGCCUCGAUGCUAUUUGCAAGAUCUACCGCUACCGCCACGGUAAGCCUAUGACGGUCAAGGCUUGCGCGAAGCGCCUGUCUACUAUUCUGUACCAGAAGCGCUUUUUCCCGUAUUACACCCACGCCAUCCUCGCGGGCAUCGACGAGGACGGCCACGGUGCCGUCUACAGCUACGAUCCCGUCGGCAGCUACGAGCGAGAGCAGUGCCGCGCGGGAGGCGCCGCCGCGAGCCUCAUCAUGCCCUUCCUUGACAACCAAGUCAACUUUAAGAACCAGUACAUUCCCGGCAGCGGCACCGGUCACGACCUGCAGGAGCGGGAGAGGAAGCCCCUCCCCAGGGAGAAGGUCGAGACCUUGGUCAAGGAUGCUUUUGAUGGUGCGGUCGAGAGGCACAUCGAGGUCGGUGAUGGUUUGCAGAUGAUGAUUAUCACCAAGGACGGGAUCGAGGAGGUCAUCAUGCCGCUAAAGAAGGAUUAA